Molecule: messenger RNA, 3168 nt
Organism: Nymphaea colorata (pocket water lily)
Lineage: Eukaryota; Viridiplantae; Streptophyta; Magnoliopsida; Nymphaeales; Nymphaeaceae
Product: DNA repair and recombination protein RAD54
Exons: 21
Coding region: 69-2942 (957 amino acids)
Biological process (GO): reciprocal meiotic recombination; double-strand break repair via synthesis-dependent strand annealing
Cellular component (GO): nucleus
Molecular function (GO): ATP binding; ATP-dependent chromatin remodeler activity; DNA translocase activity
Source: RefSeq, a predicted model, not a curated record
AACGGAGAUUUUUAAACGCAUCAACGAAAGCGCGGGGCGGGAAAAGAGGAAUCGCGCGCGAGACGUCCAUGGCGGUGCGAGAAGAUGACGAUGGCCAAUCUCCGGCCCAUUCCGACGGCAGCGGCUGCUUCUACGACGACGAUGAUGAGGAAGAGUUCCGGCAAAGUGGAAGCGAGGAAGAGGAAGACGAAGGUGAUGGCCGAGACGAAGAAUUCCGGCCGGACGACGACGACGACAACGAGGAUGGCGGUCGAGCAGCGUCUGGUGCCUUUUCGUCGUCAUCUGAUGCCGACCGGAAGAAGCAAAAUGUCGACGCUCUCUUAAGAGGUAACCUGGUUGUGAGAAGGCAAGCUUUGCUGCCUAGGGUUUUAUCAGUAGCCGAAGGGGCUGCAGUAGCAAGAAGACCGUUCAAGCCUCCUUGCAGAAAUGGGUAUAGUGAUCAGAAUGGGGAGCUUGGUCGCAGGCUAUGUAUUCGGAAGAGGUUCGUGCCAUGGGGCUCUCCAAGGCCAGCUCUACUUGCAAUAACCAACUGCUUGAACGUUCCGAUUUUCCCAAAGAAGGAGGUUGUGGAGGAAACUCCGCCUCUGCCACCUGGCGUCGAGCCUUUGGUGCUUUGGCAGCCAGAUGAUUUGGACGUGCAUGGGGAGAAUUCCCCAUCGAUUGUGGUUGAUCCACUACUUGUUCAUUUUUUAAGGCCUCAUCAAAGAGAAGGUGUUCAGUUUAUGUUUGAGUGUGUUGCUGGCUUGUCAAAAGAACCUGAUAUCAAUGGCUGCAUUUUAGCAGAUGAUAUGGGAUUAGGGAAGACAUUGCAGUCAAUCACGUUGCUGUAUACCCUUCUUCGCCAGGGGUUUGAUGGGAAGCCAUUGGCGAAGAGGGUAAUGAUUAUCACUCCGACAAGCCUUGUCAGUAACUGGGAAUCUGAAAUAAAGAAGUGGCUCGACAAAAGAGUCCAAGUCAUUGCUUUGUGUGAAGCCACGAGGGCAGAUGUUGUUGUAGGCAUUGACAAUUAUUUGGCACCUUGUAGCCAUUAUGAGAUAUUGAUAGUCUCAUAUGAGACAUUUCGAAUGCACUCAUCAAGAUUUGAGAAACCUGGAUCUUGUGACCUUUUAAUCUGUGAUGAGGCUCAUAGGUUGAAAAAUGAUCAAACUUUGACAAACAAGGCAUUAGCUUCCCUUUCAUGCACAAGGCGUGUCCUUUUAUCAGGGACACCAAUGCAGAAUGACCUUGAAGAAUUCUUUGCAAUGGUUAACUUCACUAAUCCUGGGAUCUUGGGAGAUGCAUCAUAUUUUCGUCGAUAUUAUGAGGCACCAAUUGUUGCUGGAAGGGAGCCUGGUGCAACAGCAGAAGAGAGACAAUUGGGGCUAGAGAGAUCUGCUGAACUUAGUAUGAAAGUAAACCAAUUUAUACUCAGAAGAACAAAUGCCUUGUUAUCAGAGCACCUACCACCAAAGAUAGUAGAGGUGGUUUGUUGCAAACUGACUCCUCUUCAAGUUGCUCUCUACAACCAUUUUAUACAGUCAAAAAAUGUUAAAAGAGCCAUUGUUGAAGAUGUGAAACAAUCCAAAAUCUUGGCAUACAUUACAGCUCUUAAAAAGCUGUGCAAUCAUCCGAAGCUCAUUUUUGAUGCUAUUCGGAGUGGGGGUUCAGGUUCUGGGUUUGAGGACUGUUUGCAUCUUUUCCCACCUGAGUUAUUCUCUGGGAGAUCUGGAUCAUGGACUGGUGGAGGUGGUAUCUGGGUAGAAUUGUCUGGAAAAAUGCAUGUCUUGGCAAGGUUGCUGGCACAUCUUCGACAGAGAACAGAUGACCGAGUUGUUCUUGUUUCAAACUACACCCAAACGUUGGAUCUUUUCGCUCAGUUGUGUCGUGAAAGAAGAUAUCCUUUCCUAAGGCUUGAUGGGUCCACUUCAAUAAGCAAAAGGCAAAAGCUCGUCAACCGAUUUAAUGACAUAUCAAAGGAUGAGUUUGUGUUUCUCUUAAGCAGCAAGGCUGGUGGAUGUGGACUUAAUUUGAUAGGUGGAAAUCGUUUGGUUCUUUUUGAUCCAGAUUGGAAUCCUGCCAAUGACAAACAGGCAGCUGCAAGGGUUUGGAGAGAUGGACAGAAGAAGCGAGUGUACAUAUACAGGUUCCUAACAGCAGGAACUAUUGAGGAAAAGGUCUAUCAACGUCAAAUGUCGAAAGAAGGCCUUCAGAAAGUAAUUCAACAAGAGCAAUUGGAAAACCUUGGACUGCAGGCAAAUCUUAUUUCUACAGAAGACUUGAGGGAUCUUUUCACCUUGCAUGCUAACAUAAGGUCGGAAAUUCAUGAAAAUAUGAACUGCGCACGCUGCAAUACCAACAAUAUGCAAGUCGAAGAUGGCAUAAAAAGUCUGACACAGUAUGUAUUUGAAAGAAGGGUGGCAGAAGAUGUAUGUCACACUGAUCAGCCGGAUGCUGAUAUUGGUGGAUUUGCAAAGAUUGCUGGAUGCCUUGAAGAGUUGAAAAAUUCAGAGAAGCAACUGGGAAGACCACUUGAGGAGGACUUAGCAAGCUGGGGGCAUCAUUCCUCUUCAACUACUGUUCCUGACGUGAUUCUUCAAGCUUCAGCUGGUGAAGAGGUCACAUUUGUCUUUACCAAUCAAGUUGAUGGAAAGCUGGUUCCAGUUGAGCCAAUGGAAAGAAAGUCACCCGUUUCAGAUACCAUCCUGAUGAAACCCCUUAACCCUAGUUCUGCACUUUCAUCACAUAAAGUUAGUGCCUCAUCCCAUUUGAUUGAAGAUUCGACCAUCUGGAGAACAAGCGGUGCCUUUCCUCCUUUGCAGAAGCUGCCAAAAUUUCCUAUGACAGCAAAGCACACUAAUACUAGUGUAAAUUCUGUAAGCAAAGAAAGCAUCUCGCAUAAAAUCCAGCUACCUGUCAAAAGGAUAUCUGCUGAAAUUGAUGAUGACGAUGAUGAUUUUGUUUAGACCUCGUGCAUUUCCUUUUUGUACAGAUAGGCAAUUCCACCAAGCGAGAUAUGGCCUUCAAAUCUCGUUGUUUAUUCUUUGAGUCAGGGCCGAGUUGCUAAAUGAUGAUGAUGUGACCUACGCUGACCAUUUUAGCAGUGUUGUCUGUAUUGUUAUCAGCACUGUAUUGGUCCACAUGGAUCGUCUUGUAUCGGCCUAUUUUAUUAUUUAAUUUAAAAAAUAACUU